Molecule: messenger RNA, 1161 nt
Organism: Penicillium verhagenii
Lineage: Eukaryota; Fungi; Ascomycota; Eurotiomycetes; Eurotiales; Aspergillaceae
Exons: 1
Coding region: 1-1161 (386 amino acids)
Source: RefSeq, a predicted model, not a curated record
AUGACGGAAAUGUACUCGGGGUUACAUGUGGAUCAACGGUUCUCUUCCCUGGAGGAAUUCAAAUCGGUGAUCCGGAGCAUCUCUGUUCGGCAGCAUUGGGAGCUCCGCGUGAUACGAAGCAAUAAGAAGAGUGUAGUCAUUGGCUGUCGAUCAGGGGCCAAUUGUUCCUUUCGGGUGGUGUGCCGCUCAAACAAGAACGCGACCUACAUCACUAGUCUGCAGGACAGUCAUAGCUGCCGAACGAGUGGAAGCUCCACGACACGGACACCAGUACGCUCCGAAGCCUCACAUGUACGGUUUUUGCUCAGUGAGAUCCCUAAGCUUUUUGAUAUGAAGGCCAGGAUCAAGAGUCAGGAUGUCGUGGAUGCUGUGAAGCGCUAUCAUGGAUAUGACAUCUCCGCGAGACAGGCACAGCGUGCAUUGAUCAGACUACAAUCACACGAUGGUACCAAUCAGAACGACACAUCUAUGAGUCUUGAUAUGAGUGCGGGUGAAUUGCACUCGCCUACGCAGUCCCAGUCCGAGUCACAAGGUGAUACAGGGCCUGCGUUCCGGGAUAUGUCGGAAACUCCCUGGAUAUCGGACCCUCUUCAGCCCACUCUAAUGGAGGAUGAUACGGUAAAUGCUAGCGAGCCCUCAGAUAACCUUGCAGCACCAGUGUCACCUCAAUCUAUACGAGCACCUCAGAUGCCACCGCCCAUUGGAAACCCAGGUCAGUCUGCUAUCGGCAAUGGCCCAACUCCUAUGACCGUAUCACAACCUGGAAUCGGAUAUACGACUGCUGCUGCUCUGCCAAUAGCAGGCCCUUCGCACUUCAAACCUCAAGACUAUCAGCCACGCAAUGAACACUCUGGGAUGCCUCAGAUGGUCAUUUCGGACUUCAAGAUAGAGUUCACCUGCACAACUUGUGGAGCUCUGAAUCAAAGCUUUUUUCCAAACCAGGGCAACGUUUCCGGUGGCUCCUAUAUGACCCAUCAUGGUGUUACAAACCCGGGCGCCGUUACUCGACAUGGCGACCCUUCUCAGCAUGGCCCAGAUGGCAAUCCCGGCGCUGUUGCUGAGGAUGAUGGCUACAACGUCAACGCGCUCAACGCCCGCGUCAUGCAGAACCCGUGGGCAACAGGUGAUUUAGGGGUCCCGAUUGGUUCAACGAAUACAUAG